AAUCAGAGCCCGACACAGGCCAACUACGGAUCCGUACUCCGUACCUACCAUCGACUUGCUCGGAGUGCGUGCCCCUACCCAAUUCAAGACCAUCAGAGCAACAGCGCUCGCAUGGGCCUCUCGAACUCUGAUUGACCGAAGCACCGAUGCUACCAUGGCGGACCUCGAAGCGUCCAAAAUCAACCACGACAACCACCUCCUUCUUGACCAACCGUGCCUGCGUACCCCAUACGAGCUGCUGCGCAAGAACUUUCGCUCUGUGCAUUAUCCCUUUGAGUGGGACUCUACCUCAGUCAAAAACCUGCUGAAAGAAACCGCCAACGGCUCGCUCAACGGCAAGACGUCGCCCCAAGAUGUCGUCAAGAACCUCGACCAGAUGCUGGCCAAAAUGCGCGGCCUGAAGCGCAAGCUGACUGCCGCCGCUGAGGAAGAGGACCGGCUCUACCGCCAGCUGGACGCCCGCGGAGCGCAUCUGCGCGAGCUGGCCAACCUCAACACGGUCGACGACGUCAGGUAUGAGGCCUGGUCACGCACACGCCUUGACCGUCUUUUGGUCGACUACAUGCUCCGGCACGGCUAUGACUCCUCGGCAAUAGCGCUAGCAGACGAACGCGAGAUGCGCGAUCUGGUCGACAUUGACACCUUCGUCGUCAUGAGCAAGAUCCGCAAAUCGCUCGAGGCGGGCAGCGUCCAGGAGGCGCUGGCCUGGUGCAACGAGAACAAGAAGGAGCUGCGCAAGAUGGAGUCCAAUCUCGAGUUUAUGCUCCGCUGCCAGCAGUACAUCGAGAUGAUGCGCAUCGGCUCGACGUCCAAGAUGCUCGAGGCCAUCAGCCACGCCAAGAAGCACAUCACCCCCUUCAACGACACAUACCCGGAUGAAGUCAGCAACAUGGCAGGCCUGCUCGCCUAUCGACCUGACACGACCCUCGAGCCGUACGCGUCACUCUAUAGCGCCUCCCGCUGGCAGAAACUCGCCGAUUCGUUUGCCGAGGCGCACCUGAAACUCCUCAAUCUGCCCCCGACCCCACUCCUGCACAUCGCCCUCUCGUCAGGCUUAUCCGCCCUCAAAACCCCCGCCUGCCACAGCACCCGGUCCCAACAAGUCCAACCUCCCACCCCAUCAUCCGACCCAAAAGAAGAAGACGACCACCACCACCACCAACCCACCAACGGCACCACCCAACCAACAACACCAAGAACAACACCAAAACCCCACCACCAUCACGGCACGGCCUCCCUGACCACGCGUGUCUGCCCUAUCUGCUCGACCGAGCUCAACGCGCUGGCCCGCAACGUGCGCUACGCCCACCACGGCAAGAGCCGUCUGCUCGAGCACGACUUGAUGCUGCUGCCCAACGGCCGCGUCUACGGCAAGGCCCGCCUCGACGAGUACGCCGCCAAGUCGGGCUUGCCCGCGGGGCGGGUCAAGGACCUGGUGACUGGGGAGGUAUUCGACGCGGGAGAGAUCAGGAAGGUGUUUGUUACUUGAACCUGAAAUUGGGUUCUUAUCAUGUAUCAUACAUGUGAUGUAGUAUAUGCUGGUGGGGGUGUUCGGUGCAUGCAAUGGCGUUUGGGCUUUUACGUAGUCGAGUUUGCUGGUUGUAUCAAGUAGGGCAUACGGACUUGGGUGGGAUGAUCAGGGCUGGAACAGGGUGUUGGGUCGAAAUGGCGAGAUAGGGCGGCGUAGGUUGACUUUUAUUUACUCUUGGGAUUUCAUCCGGUAUGACCGGUUUGAAUACAGUAGCAGGCAGAAAGGGCAACGUAAGCGAGAGUUAUCCUCAAUAUCACAUCAGCAUGGGCAUCGGAGCUUUAUCGCUGGUGAAGACGCAGUUAUGUAGUC
This is a messenger RNA of Parathielavia appendiculata, 1840 nucleotides long. RefSeq lists its product as uncharacterized. Gene Ontology annotation, cellular component: GID complex; cytoplasm; nucleus. Gene Ontology annotation, biological process: proteasome-mediated ubiquitin-dependent protein catabolic process. The record is from RefSeq and is a predicted model, not a curated record. Gene Ontology annotation, molecular function: ubiquitin protein ligase activity; protein binding. NCBI's taxonomy places the organism in Eukaryota, Fungi, Ascomycota, Sordariomycetes, Sordariales, Chaetomiaceae. The coding region runs from base 155 to 1489 and encodes 444 amino acids. The transcript is spliced from 2 exons.